AUGAGUACCAAAUCGACUGGCGAGCGCCUCCAAUUUCCAAGCCUUGUAGCUGCUGGAGUCGUGGCAUUCACUUCCAUCGUCUUGGUCGCUUUCAGAUUCUGGAGCUUCAGCACAACACCAAAGGUAAAGAUUCUGCUUCAGGAUGAGAUCAAGAGUGCGAGACAGCGGGCGCUGGAGUACUGCUUCAAUCCUAGAGCUGUGAUGGCAAAGGGUUAUGCAAAGUUCAAAAAUGAGGUCUUUGGUCUGGAUACCCAGGAUGGUGUGAAGCUUGUGAUCCCGCCUAGCUUUCUCGAUGAACUAAAAAGUCAUCCGGCGCUCAGCUUCAAAGUCUCUAUUGACAAUGAUAUGCAAAUCGAGUAUACGCAUUUCGGCGGUCCAGCGGAAUAUGUGAUUCAUGCUAUUAAAGCCAAGCUGACCGGGUCACUCUACUGGACCCCUGUCAAAGUCCACGACAGAGUCCUCCGCCUCAUCGCCACCAACAACGCCCGCGUCUUCCAAGGCACAGCCGCCAGCAUCGACGAAGAAUGGCUCGCCGCCUCAACCGGCUACGUCCUAGCAUGCUUCGACUGCAUCCGCGCCCUCAAACAAUGGCACCCCUGGCUCCGACCGCUCGUCUACCGAAUCAUCCCCGAACGCGCCGCCAUCAAAGAUCAAUGGCUCAAGGGUCGUAAACGAGUAAUGGCUUCUAUGCGCGAGAGGCACGAAAAGGGAGGCAAUCUUGAAGAUCCGCCUACGAUGCUGGAUCAUUUGAGUAAUGGGAGGAAUGAGCAUAUUGCGGAUGAUGUUGAGCUGCAGUUGUUGCAUCAGAUGACGUUGAUUGCUGUCGGGACUGUAACGACGUUUUCGUCGACGACGCAGGCUAUUUAUGAUCUUGUGGCGCAUCCAGAGUAUAUCCCUAUUCUUCGGGAGGAAGUUGAGUCUGUGCCUAGGGAUCAGAAUGGUAAUUUCACUAAAGACUCCACGGUGGCGAUGGAUAAGCUUGACAGCUUUCUCAAAGAGAGUCAGCGCUUCAAUUCACCUGAUCUCACAACUUUCCAACGCGCAGCUAUCGCCGACAUGAAACUCCCAGACGGCACAUUCGUCCCCAAAGGCACCAAACUCGAGAUCAACACUUGCUCAAUCCAUAAAGACCACGAGUUAUAUGAGAAUCCAGAGGAGUUUGAUGGUCUGCGCUUUCAUAAAUGGCGCAAAGCUCCUGGCAAGGAAAAGAAGUACAUGUACUCCAGCAGCGGGACGGAUGAUUUGUCUUGGGGAUAUGGGCGACAUGCGUGCCCGGGGAGAUAUCUCAGCGCCAUCAAUAUCAAGCUCAUCAUGGCGGAGCUGUUGAUGAACUACGAUAUUAAGCUACCUGAUGGAGUGAGUCGGCCUAAGAAUAUUGAGUUUGAAGUAUUGUGCUCUCCUGAACCGGACUUUGAGAUCCUUCUUAAGGACAGGAUCAUUGGAUAG
Molecule: messenger RNA, 1446 nt
Organism: Fusarium subglutinans
Lineage: Eukaryota; Fungi; Ascomycota; Sordariomycetes; Hypocreales; Nectriaceae
Product: ent-kaurene oxidase
Exons: 7
Coding region: 1-1446 (481 amino acids)
Molecular function (GO): oxidoreductase activity, acting on paired donors, with incorporation or reduction of molecular oxygen; heme binding; monooxygenase activity
Source: RefSeq, a predicted model, not a curated record